This is a messenger RNA of Drosophila ficusphila, 2783 nucleotides long. It is a transcript of the gene put, whose product is annotated as activin receptor type-2B. The coding region runs from base 448 to 1998 and encodes 516 amino acids. Gene Ontology annotation, cellular component: plasma membrane; activin receptor complex. The transcript is spliced from 6 exons. Gene Ontology annotation, molecular function: ATP binding; activin binding; activin receptor activity. The record is from RefSeq and is a predicted model, not a curated record. Lineage: Eukaryota; Metazoa; Arthropoda; Insecta; Diptera; Drosophilidae. Gene Ontology annotation, biological process: protein phosphorylation; cellular response to growth factor stimulus; activin receptor signaling pathway.
CGACCAUCUCUAACGCCGCCCGUUGCGACAAAAAAACGGACCGAAAAGUGCUCGAUUGAAAAACGAUUGGAAAACAGGCCUGCAGACCUGUAAAAAUCACAAAGUGUAGUGCCAAACCCUCUGUUUACUGUGCCGCGGUGAAGUGUGAUGAAAACAAAGUGAAAAGUCGAAGAAAAGCCGCGGAAAAUGCGCAUGCAAACGGCGUGUGGCCAGCAAAUUCGCUGCCGAGGCGCACAAACACACGGGCAAGCACACAUACGCACUUAGUAUACACGAAAAGAGAGUGCAGUCGAAGGUGCGAGUGAAAAGGGGCGAAGAAGUGCGAACAGGAACUCUGUGCCAAAAUAAUAAUACUGAUAUUCCACCAUUAGUAUCCCCCCAAAAACAACAACUGAAUAAUCGCGUUACGUAUACGCAGCGAGUGCUGUAAACAAGUUGGCGAUAACAAUGUCCAAAUACGAAGUGAUUUAUCUAACGGCGCAGCUAUUGCUGGCCUGCUGCUUGUUGGGUAUCAGUGGAUCCAUCCUGCCCGAGGGUCACAACAUGAUCAAAUGCGAGAACUUCGACGAGAAGAUGUGCAAUACCACCCAGGGAUGCGUGACGAGUAUAGAGCUCUGUAAGGUGGAGGCGGAUAAAUUUCCCAGCUGCUAUGUUCUCUGGUCGGUCAGCGAGACAACGGGCGCCAUGCGAAUCAAGAUGAAGGGCUGCUUCACGGAAUUGCACGAGUGCAAUCAGACGGAGUGCGUGACCAGCGCGGAGCCGAGGCAGGGAAACAUCCACUUCUGCUGCUGCAAAGGAUCGCGGUGCAAUUCCAACCAGAAGUAUAUCAAGAGCACGAUAGAGGCAACCACGCAAGUGCCCAAGGAGAAGACCGAGGAUGGCAGCAAUUUGAUAUAUAUCUACGUGUGCACCUCCAUCUUUAGCGUGCUCGUGGUCAUCGUUGGCAUGGGCCUGCUCCUCUAUCGACGCCGCAAGCAGGCGCACUUUAACGAGAUACCAACGCACGAGGCGGAGAUCACCAACUCCUCGCCAUUGUUGAGCAACCGUCCCAUUCAACUGCUGGAGCAAAAGGCCAGCGGCAGAUUCGGUGAUGUGUGGCAGGCCAAGCUGCACGGCCAGGAUGUGGCCGUUAAGAUCUUCCGCAUGCAAGAGAAGGAGUCGUGGACCACGGAGCACGAUAUCUACAAGCUGCCGCGCAUGCGCCACCCGAACAUCCUCGAGUUCUUGGGCGUGGAGAAGCACAUGGACAAGCCGGAGUACUGGCUCAUCUCCACAUACCAGCACAACGGAUCGCUGUGUGACUACCUUAAGUCGCACACGAUUACUUGGCCGGAGCUGUGCCGCAUUGCCGAGUCCAUGGCGAAUGGCCUUGCUCAUCUGCACGAGGAGAUACCUGGCUCAAAGACAGAUGGACUUAAGCCAUCGAUAGCUCACAGGGACUUCAAGUCCAAGAACGUGCUGCUCAAGAGCGAUCUGACGGCCUGCAUAGCCGACUUUGGCCUGGCCAUGAUCUUCCAGCCGGGCAAGCCGUGCGGCGAUACACACGGCCAAGUUGGCACUCGUCGCUACAUGGCACCCGAAGUGCUCGAAGGUGCCAUAAACUUCAAUCGCGACGCCUUUUUGCGUAUAGAUGUAUACGCCUGCGGCUUGGUUCUCUGGGAGAUGGUCUCCCGUUGUGACUUUGCCGGUCCCGUCGGCGAGUUCCAGCUGCCGUUUGAAGCCGAGCUGGGUCAACGUCCCACGCUGGACGAAGUGCAGGAGAGCGUGGUGAUGAAGAAGCUGCGCCCGCGUCUGCUCAGCUCGUGGCGCGCCCAUCCGGGUCUUAAUGUGUUCUGCGACACCAUGGAGGAGUGUUGGGACCACGACGCCGAGGCCCGACUUAGUUCGUCGUGCGUGAUGGAACGCUUUGCGCAGCUCAACAAGUAUCCAUCGGCCCAGCUGCUGAUCAAGAACCACACCAACAUCGACGACGCCAAGGAGUCGACGAACUGCUUAUAGAAGCGGUACUAAGCCGCAGAUCAGAGAGUGGUACUGCGGCUUGCCAUUAAAUCAGUCGAAGCCUUUCGCUUCAGAGCGAAUAGUUUAAGCCAGCGUGGUCGUGCGACGUUUCGUUUGUAGUUUAAUAGUUUGUAGUACCGUCAUCAGCAGCUAAAUCAUUUGGCAGAAUGGGUCGAUUUAUAAAAAAAAGUCGUUUUGACACCUUUUUCUUAUUUUUAUAAAUUUAAUUUUACCCAUAUAACAUAAAAACGCGAUCUUGAAUACUUUGGAAGCAGCUUUUUUGUUUUGGUAGGAUAGAUCGAUUUACCAGAAAGUAAUUUUGACAUCGUUUUAAUUUGUUUUUAUUAUUGCAAAUCGACCCAUGAGACAUAAAGCCGCGAUCUUGAAUCCAUUAGAAGUGAGUCGAAACAUACACGAAGCAAAGUUGAACAAAGAGCGUUAGACGUGGCGCUGUGUGCAUAGAUGUGUUUGUCACUCAUCCCACAUUGACUUCAUUGACUGAUAACCGUACAUAGUUUUAUAUAACCAUGCAUAUAACGUACAAUUUGUUUGCCCCCUGGCAGUAGUUUGUGUGAAAAAGUAAGCUGUUGAAGAUUAUUGUCAAGCCUUUUAAACUUAAAUUUUAUUUGUGCGUUAUCGAAUGCCUCCAUAUAGUAAUAGGCCUAAAGUUAGUUUGUAUAAUUUUAGUUUUAAUUUUACUUUGUAGUCGUAAAGUUUUAAUUUCGCACAUCAGCGUGCAUGUGUUUUAAUGUUGUAUUUUGAAUAAAAAAAUACUUUAAACUCCA